Messenger RNA from Recurvomyces mirabilis, 1623 nucleotides. RefSeq lists its product as uncharacterized. Bases 1 to 1623 code for a protein of 540 amino acids. The transcript is spliced from 3 exons. The record is from RefSeq and is a predicted model, not a curated record. NCBI's taxonomy places the organism in Eukaryota, Fungi, Ascomycota, Dothideomycetes, Mycosphaerellales, Teratosphaeriaceae.
AUGAUUGACGGUCCGGAAUCCUGGGAGACCCUACGAAAGACGGUCUAUUCAACCCAACUCAAGCCUCUCGUCACAUAUCUUGUGGACGACACGCAUCACCCUGCUCUUGUCAAUGCACUGCUGGCUUUGAAAUGGCACUUCGCAGCAGUAGAGGCGAGCGAUGACCGUGGUAUCAGUCAGACGAGAAGCCUUGCUUGCGAGAUGGUGGCGUGGCGGUUCGUAACCCACCUGGCCGAGAAUGAGGCAAUAGAGGCAUUGUGCUUUGACUUGCCUCCCAUAUGUAAAAGCGCCACGAAGUCAGCCCAACCACAUGGCUCGAUAGAAGCUGAUUCCGAAACUACACCUCUGCUUGACGGAGGAUCCUUUGAACCAGACCAGUCUUUUGCAGAUGAAGAUCCAGAAGGUGCAAGUCCGGACGAGGCCACCUCCUUCGCGGCGGUAUUCGCGGGACUAAACGCACUUGAAAUAGCGGCAGUCUCAGAGGCGAAGAAAUUCCUGAGUCAGAAGUCCAUACAACGCAUUAUCGAUGGCAUCUGGAACGGCGAGAUCAUCUUCUGGGAGACGCUUGGCCAGCACUCGACCAAGCAAGUCAAAGUGUACAACGAGCGGCGAUCAGAUCCCUUCUGCCGGCUGCGAGUACCACUGUACUCGAAGGUGUUUGAGGUGAUGUUCUUUGCAGCGUUCCUGGCUUUUUACUACACCGUACUUGUGGAGAAGAGUAUCGGCCAUGUCACUACUGCCGAGAUCCUGCUGUACAUCUGGUUGGCAAGUUUCGCCUACAACGAGCUGGCUGAGUUCUGCGAUGCUGGUAGUGCUCUUUACUCGGCAGAUUUCUGGGCGCUGUGGGAUCUUGGCAUCAUCACUACUGGUCUGGCAUUCCUGGUUGUACGCACGAUCGGUCUAAUACAGAAUGAUGGCAAGCUUAUCGACAUAGCUUUUGACAUCUUGUCCGUGGAAGCGCUGUUCCUGGUCCCACGGAUCUGCUCACUGCUUAGUCUUCAUCCAUACUUUGGGACACUCCUACCGUGCUUGAAGGAGAUGACGAAGGAUUUUGUCAAAUUCCUUGGCCUGGUGGCUAUUCUCUAUGUUGGCUUCAACACUACCUUCGCUUUCUUGGCUCGUGGCGUGUACAGUGUCUCAAAGAUGAAUUGGAUUCUGAUCAAGGUUUUUUUUGGAUCAUCGUACCUCGGUUUUAACCUACUGCCUUUGCUAAUUCGACCACUACGGCUAUUUGUGUCUGCAGAAGAUCUGCGGACAAUUCGCAUAAUCUUGCUAAAAGCUACACACUGGCCAUUUGUCGGCUUAAUACUCGGUUGGGAGAAAGGACGGCAGUACUGGAAAACGCGGGACGGUAGACCCACGGCAAGUUCACGCGACCAGAUGAGGAGACUAAUCACCCGCCGUCCACUGUCCGGCAUGUCGUUCCAACAGCCGAUGCUGUCUGCAGGGACAGAACACCCUCCAUUGGAAGAACAAGCGCGAAGCGAACGGUUGCCCGCUGAAAUAGCCGUUGAUCAGAUUGCGGCGCCAUCUGAAACGAUCGAGGCGUUGACGACGGCGGUGCAAGAUCUCAGACGACAAGUUGAGGCAUUGACAUCGUUGGUUGCAGAACGAAGCUCGUGA